AUGGUAUGCAACCUGCCCACCGAGCUGGUCCAGCUCGUUCUUCGGAGCUGCGACACUGCAACGUACCUACAGCUAGCGUUCUGCUGCCGCAGUUUGUUCGAGCUCGCAACGACGAGCCGCGAGCUCGUUCUGCACCAAUUACGCCAAACACCUGGCUCCAUGGAUGGCCUCAAGGCGCUUUCAACAAAUGAGCUUUUCCAGCUGCUCAUGAAGCGCUCUCAUCAAGAGCUAUUUGGCGCCGAGCACUUUUCCGAACGCAAGUUCAUUGACUUUCAUGGACAAAAGCUGGAUGCCCGCGCAUCGACUCUGGAAGUUCCGGUUCUCAAGAAUCGAGCUCUACUUGCAUUCAAGGGUGACGAAUCGGUUUAUCUCGUCGAUAUCCGGGCUGGAACCGUUUGGCCUCGGCGCCGUUUAGAAUCCCCCGCGAAGCACCUCGGAAACAUCGAAGUGCUCCACACUUCAUUCAAUAUCCACGGGGCGUAUGUGUUGCACCAAUUCCGGCCAUUUCCUGACAAGGAACUGGACACCACGCAUCCCUUUGUCCAGCAGGCGCUGCGGUCCAAGUCCCACGGCGACGUUUUUCUGGCCUACCACGAGUUUGCCACCGGCACCGUGUUGCUCUAUAGCUUCCACGACCAAAUGGAGUAUGAUCCUAUCGCAUUUGCUGCUCACCGCAGCGAGAAAUUUGCAAUCUCCUGGCAACACCGGCACAAUGCUCAGGAUCAUCAGGUCGUUCUCUAUACCCUAGAUGAUCACGACCAUAACCUGUAUGAAGAUGAGGAAGACGAGGACGACAGCCAGGGCGAACGGAGCGAACAGAACCAGCCGCAAGAGACAGAGAUAUCCCAAAUUAUCUGUACGGAGCACUCCUCUUGGAAGAUAGCUAGCAUACUGAUACUGCCAGGCUCUACCUACGACCCCACCCUUCUCACCGAGAUGAACGACACCAGGACCAGCGAUGCGGCCCUCGAGGGCAAGGGACCGACUAUGAAGUUGACCUUCAACGAUCGCGGGGGCCAAUUACUCCACCACUACCGAGGCCACACUCUAUUCAGCUCGUUCCAGCGAAUCCAUUCUAUUUCUACCGUGCCAGAACCCAACGUGAGGGACAACACAUGCGUGGCCGCAUACACGUCCGCGCUGAUGCUACAAUUCUCGAUUGGCAUCCCCUUCUUCGCAACGCACCGCACGGGCGAUCAAAGCCCCCGAAUGGGCACUUGUCACUGGCAAUACCUGGCCGUCGGGAUUGCCACGCACCGGGUGGAGCAUUGGACGGUGGCAUGCCUCCUGCGAUCCGAGUCUUUCCCGCAGGCGCACCGAUGCACCCACGUCAUGAACCUUGACCGAGGGCGACGCUUUGAUGACUGGCUGGUCCUGGCACAGCUGGGCGGAUAUCAAGAGUCGAACACAUCGCACGGCUCGCUCAUUGCGGCCUCGCCAUUGGGGACUCGCGUGGCCAGCGCCAGCUGGAAGACGGUCACGGUAUGGGCUCUAGAACCGCAGGUGUUGAUUGACGAGGAGACGGGACAUUACCCGGAGUCGUGGAUCAACUCGGCCGAGUUGACGGAACUGCGACCCGCGGUGAUCCAACUGGAGGCUGUCUGCUCGCAGCUUCGGUUCACAGACAAGGAGGACGAGCUCGUUGCUAUCACCGACCGGGGGCUGCUGUUCCUGGACAUCCGACCAUCCGGUCGAGGUGCACAGACGGUUGAGCUCCGCAAGAGUUGGAUGCAGGGCUAA
Molecule: messenger RNA, 1740 nt
Organism: Penicillium canariense
Lineage: Eukaryota; Fungi; Ascomycota; Eurotiomycetes; Eurotiales; Aspergillaceae
Product: F-box domain protein
Exons: 1
Coding region: 1-1740 (579 amino acids)
Molecular function (GO): protein binding
Source: RefSeq, a predicted model, not a curated record